AGCCCUACACAAAAUGGAUGGACGUAAAAUAGUUUCUUUGACUUUUGACCAACAAAUCAAUUAUCCGAUUAUUUAAUGAGGAAUUUGUUCGAAAAAUCAAUGAAACAAAAAAGUACAUUUGAUCAACCAAUUUUACGGCCAAAACGUCAAAAUGAAUGCAAGAAAUAUUGAAGGACCCUCGAUGAUCACAAUGAUCAUCCAUGUGAAGAAAAAAGUCUUCCUCAGUCCAGCUCUUUUCACCUCCAAAUAAUCGAACGUCUUCCCUCGUCGAUCGUUCCUGGUGAUUUUAGAUUGUAAUUUUUUAACGGAAAUAACACGUCACGUGACUUCGCUUGCCGUCAACAGCGGCGCAUCCGUGUUAAGCCACGCCCCCUCACCUCACCUGCCGGACUUCGUCGAGAGAAAGAAAAGAAAACAUGAGCCAAGCCGGCUACAAAACCGUCGAGGAACAUUCUGGACGAAUGUCGCCACGCUUGGCCCUGGUCCACUUAAACGUGGGCGGCGAAAGGUUCUGCACCAGCGUCGGCACGCUCACGAAGUUCCCCGAGUCCAAGCUGGCCGAAUGGUUCAGCGGACCCCCGAAACUCCCCAAGGACUCGCAGGGACAUUACUUCCUGGACCGCGACGGCGAACACUUUGGGGCCGUCCUGGAGUUCCUCAGGUCCGAGCGAGUGCCCGUCUGCAAUAUUCCGCAGGUUCACAAGGAGUCGGUGCGCUACAACAUCACGGCGCUGACCAAGCGUUUGGAGGAGAGUCCCGAGCUGUUUGGCGAGAUGGUGGGCAGGCAGCAGUUCCUGGCCAGGGUUCCGCACUACAAGGAGAACAUCGAGGAAACGGAUCCGUUGCUCCCUCGCUCGCUCGCUCGCUGGCUAGCUGCAGAAAAUAGAUCGAUUCUUUCCGACUCUCGGAAAUGCUUCCCUUCUUCCUCUGGCAAACGGAUGACUUCAUCCCUUUUCCAGGAAACGGAUCACUUCCUUCUACCUCCUGGGAAUAGACCAUUCUUUUUUCCCUCCCAGGAAACAGAUGACCUCCUUUUUAAUCAUGGAGAGAGAUCAGUUCCUCCUUCCUUUCCAGGUUUUGCAAGUCGCAAAAGAAGAAGAAGAAGAAGAAGAGAGAGAGUCAGGGCCAAGGAUGGCGAAAAGAGAUCACUCCCUUCUUCCCUCACUGGAAAGCAACUCCUCGUCUUCCUUUUCCAGGCUAAAUGGAUCACUCGCUUCUUGGUCCAGGAAAAAGACCACUUUCUUGUUCCUCCUCGACAAGAGAGAGAGAAUGGUCGCUUCUUCGUCCGGGAAACCGAUCCCUUCUUUUGUUCCAACAGGAAACAGAUGAGUUCCUCUCGACGAGGGGAAUAUUGACGUCGGGGGGGGGGGGGGGGGUGCAUGUUUGAAAGUCUUCAAAACGGCUGAGUUAGUUUUUGUCUAGGUUCUGAUCCGCAUCGCCCGUGCUGAGGCGGUGGCUUCCCGCCGCUCUACCAUCGUCAUCUGCGUUCUGCGGACGGAGGAGGACUUGGGUUGCUACGACGGCGCCAUGAGCAGCCUGCGGGCCGACAAGGACUCGGUGGUG
Phyllopteryx taeniolatus (common seadragon) is the source of this 1563-nucleotide messenger RNA. It is a transcript of the gene kctd14, whose product is annotated as potassium channel tetramerization domain containing 14. The record is from RefSeq and is a predicted model, not a curated record. Gene Ontology annotation, molecular function: protein binding. The coding region runs from base 417 to 1355 and encodes 312 amino acids. Gene Ontology annotation, biological process: protein homooligomerization. The transcript is spliced from 6 exons. Lineage: Eukaryota; Metazoa; Chordata; Actinopteri; Syngnathiformes; Syngnathidae.